UCAAAUCACUUCCUUUGGUAAUUCACACCAUUCUCAAUUCAUCCAAAAACCUUCGUAAAAUGUGCCGUAUUUUUUUAGUGCAAAUUUUAAUUUUGUCGUCGUUUUUGAGUGCGUAUUCUGAGGAUACGUCCGAAGAUUCUGAUGAGAGUCGCUCUCCGGAGACGAGUAGUCAUGAACAUGAUGUGAACAACGCGGUGAACAAUGAUGAUGAUGAUGAUGACGGGAAAGCGCAGGGUGUGUCUCCAAAGGGAAUGAGUGGAUAUGAAAAAGUGAUCAAGCUUGAAACUAGGAGAGUGAACACUGAUAACGAGGGGAAGGAACCGGAAGCGAACGCACCGGAACCGGAAGUAGAAAAUCCGAAAUCCACCGCUUCGGGGAACUCAACAAAAAAGCCUCACGAAAAUGCUCCGAAUGAGACAGUGACCACGUUCUACCCGUACCGCUACACUGCUGCCAUCUUGCGGAAGGGUUCGUACUACGCGGCUGGGGCUCUCAUUACACAGAAACUUAUACUCACUGCUGCUGGGCCGUUCUUUACAAUGCAGUCAUCAAUCCGCCUCUUCAAAGUCCGUCUCGGCUCUCUGCAUAACAAGCAGGGUGGACAGCUGAUGCCGCUCAAAUCCAUCCAAAUCCACCCAUCCUUCGACCCCAAGAAGCCAGAGUUUGACGUCGCUCUGGUCGAGAUGGGAUACAAAGUGGACAUCUCGGAUAGUGUGAAACCGACUGACAUAUCCAGCUCUAAUGAGAAAGUUGUGGUGGCCAAGUUUCUGGUGUCGUAUUGGCCGCGGCUUAUUGUCAACGGCCUCCCGCUCCCCUCAUCAGCGGAAGAGAGGAUCAAGUUCAACUACCUGCGCGUCUCCCUACAGAGCUACCUGCCGAGGGACACCUGCUUGUGGGUGUACAAAGCCGCUGAGGUCGCCCUGGACGAGUCCUCGAUGUGUCUGACGCCGCUGGUCACGCAUCAUAGCGUUUGUACGCCCGACGUGGGUGCUCCGGUGGUCGCGGAGGACGGCCUCUGGGGCGUGACCUCGGGUUACGUCGCCAGCAACUGCAAGAAAACACCCAGCCCCACUCUCUUUACGCGUCUCUCCACUCCCGCCGUCAAGUCCUGGAUCGCUGAAAUCAAGAAGAAUAGUAGAUUUUAGUUUGGUUUAGUAGUUGAAAUA
This is a messenger RNA of Plutella xylostella (diamondback moth), 1166 nucleotides long. Its product is annotated as trypsin. Gene Ontology annotation, biological process: proteolysis. NCBI's taxonomy places the organism in Eukaryota, Metazoa, Arthropoda, Insecta, Lepidoptera, Plutellidae. The record is from RefSeq and is a predicted model, not a curated record. Gene Ontology annotation, molecular function: serine-type endopeptidase activity.